AUGCGGACGAGGUUUGUGAAAGAAAAGAAUUCUUUGGAAAGGAACUUCCCCUAUUCUCUAUUCCAUAAUCAAAUACGUAGGCGUAAAAUAGAAAAACUUGUACCCGCGUACUUUUCAUUCUUCUCCAAAGAAACGAAAAGUAUUUUACAAUUUUAUACGCCUACUUCCUCCUUUGAUGCGACGCCAACCUUUGAUUACCCAAUAUUCCUAAGAGAAUUGGAUUACAGCGAAGUUUAUUUGGCGAUAAGAAGAUGGUGUGAUAUACGUAAUAUAACAAAUAAAUCAACAGGAUUUGAAGUUUUUAAACAACGAGGACGUCAAAUUCUUUUCAUACUUCAAGAGUUAAGUAAAUUAUUCAUGUUAAAGUGUAAUAAAUUGGAUUAUUUAUCUUUGGACAUUAAUGCAAUUAGGUGUGAUACUUAUGGAAGAUUAGCAGAGUGUAUGAUGACCCUGGCUAAUUUUCCGGGUGCUUCACAUUGUCUUGUUCCAUUAAAAAAAUUUGUUUCAAGAGGAAUAUAUGAUAAGGAUAUUAUAUUUAAAUCUUUGAUUCAAUAUUGUAGAAAUAUUGAUGAAAUGAUCAUUGAAGAUAGUGAUGCUACUGAAGGGGACUCUCUCGUAGAUUUAAUUACCUCCCAAAGGAAAUUAUGUAAAUUCACAAUUGGAAAUUGGUGGGGUUGUUUAUUAAAGAUAUUAAAAUCUUUGGGAGAUCAACGUAAUAGUUUGACUUACAUUGAAAUUUAUGGAUGCCAUUUUCGUAGUGACUUUGUUAAUGAUAUAAUCUUUGAUGGAGUGAUCUGUUGUAAAAAUUUAGAAACUUUAAAGAUCGAAGAAUGUUAUAACUUAACGAGCAAUAUAAUGAAACCAUUAGCAACUACGAUAUUCCCGAAAUUACACACCCUUUAUUUCUCCAAUUAUUUAUUAAUGGAAGAUAUAGAAGAUUUUAAUGACCAAGGGAUGAUCCCAAAUAUUGAUCAAGAUCGGGAUCACACCCAUUUAGAACUCAUAGCUAUUAUUCAAAAUGCGAAUUUAACUUUAAGGAAUGUAAGAUUGAAUAUGGAUUUAUUGGAUUAUCCUGAUAUAAUUGCUACUUGCGCUACAAAUUGUCCAAAUAUUACUCAUUAUAAAGCAAGGAUUCAAAAUCAUUCGGAAAUGUAUCAAUUAUUGCAACUCUUAAAAUCUUGUACUCGAUUAGAAAAAUUGGAGAUAACGGCAGAGAAAUGGGAGUGUUCUGAUCUUGGAUUGCCAUGGGAAAUUGAUUUGUUUUUUCCGGAAUUAGGAAAGUCAUUACCAAAAACUUUAAAAUGUUUGGACAUCGAUGGAUGGAGUUGUACUCCAUUAGGUUUAAGUAAUUUUUUAAAGAAUUGCAAUGUUGAUAUUAAAAGAAUGAGUUUGAUGUGUUAUAUUAGUAGUGCUGGUUAUUUGGAGGUCAUAGAGAAAUAUGCGAAAUUAAAAGGCAGAAUGAUCAAUAGACAUGAAGAAAAGAAAAAAUGGGGUCUGAACCUUACUUUGAUCGUAGAUUUCGAUUAG
Messenger RNA from Funneliformis caledonium, 1527 nucleotides. Lineage: Eukaryota; Fungi; Glomeromycota; Glomeromycetes; Glomerales; Glomeraceae. The record is from the annotation of a GenBank genome assembly.